AUGCAUUGUUCAUUUGUUGGCUCUGCGACUUCCUAUUUCAGACACAAAAUUGAAACUUGUUUCCUCACAUUUGAAAAUCCAAUUCAAUUUGCAGAUUUCUGUAUUAUGAAAUUCAUCAACAAUUUCACAGAAAAUGUGUUUUCUUGCUUAUCCACUGAUGAAGUUUGGGAAAAUAUCGACAUCGCUUUUUCGCGAAAAACCGAAGCAGAGUGAACAGUGGACAACAACUGUAAACAAAACUUUGUUCAAGUAAAUUAAGAUAUUCAGAAAACAAACCAAAAAAAACAUUAAAAGAAACUUUAACAGUGUCAAAGUAAAUCUUUCCAAUUUACCUGUGGAAUGUUUUCUCACAACCACGAAACUCGCGAUUAAACAAGUUAAAGGUCGGCAUGGUUGUUUUGGGAGUAUCAAGAUGGCGGAUGGCGACUUCAGUUUUGGUUUUAAAAUCAGUGAGCGCAAAUCUGUUUGUUUUAACCCGGAAACAUUUUAGCGUUGCACCACACACACGUUUAAGAAAAAUGGCGAGAAGUGAGACUGACGGUGACGCGGAGGAGGACACAAACGACCCCGGAGCGGCUCCGUAUGGAAACUUCAUCAAUUAUUACACUUUCAAUCCACCGGAGAACCGUUUAAGUCUUCUUCCCACCACGCUUCUUCGGGAUUUAGGCUACGACGACAGCCGUGAGGCGAUAUUACUGCUGGACGUGGGCUGUAACUCGGGGGAACUCAGUGUCGCCCUCUACAAACAUCUGGUGGAGACACCAGAGGGAAGCAACGUUCACUUACUGGGUCUGGACCUGGACGAGGGCCUCAUCCGGCGAGCCCGGGACGGCAACCCCCUCCCGGGCAGGGUCACGUUCGCCCCGCUGGACAUCACCGGCGACUGCGCGCCGCUCCGGGAGCACCUGGCCCGCCGGGGGUGCUCGCGUUUCCACCUGACCGCCUGCCUUGCCGUCACCAUGUGGGUCCACCUGAACCACGGCGACGCCGGCCUGCUCCGGAUGCUCUCCCGCCUGGCCGAGCUCAGCCGGCACCUGCUGCUGGAGGCGCAGCCGUGGAAGUGCUACCGCUCGGCGGCCCGCAGGCUCCGGAAGCUGGGCCGCUCCGAUUUUGACCACUUCAAGGACCUUCGAGUAUGCGGCGACGUGAGCGCCCACGCCAGGGAGCACCUGGAGCGACGCUGCAACAUGGACUUGGUGCGCAGCUUUGGCAGCACCGCCUGGGGAAGGAACCUGCUGCUUUUUAAGCACAAGUGAUGAGCAAACAUUCACCUCUGAAAUCCAUUCAUCCAUUCUCUUAGCCGCUUAUCCUCAUGAGGGUCGUGGGGAGCGCUGGAGCCUAUCCCAACUGUCAACGGGCAGGGGGCGGGGUACACCCUGAACAGGUUGCCAGCCAAUGGCAGGCCGCAUUCACAAUCACACCUAUGGGCAAUUUAGAAAUGUUGUGUGGCCAGAGGAAACCCACGCGGGCAUGGGGAGAACACACAAACUCUACACAGGUGGGUCCGGGAUCGAACCCGGGUCCUCAGAACUGUGAGGCCAACGCUUUACCAGCUGGACCCACCGUGCCGCCACAAGUCAUCUUUCCAUAAUAAAAUGUACGAAAGCGCCACUUUGUUUCAGUGCCCCCACCCUAAAAUGUGCUUUUUCAAUCGCGUUUGCCAUUUUUCAAAGUAAAGGUGAGGGCUUAAAAAAUAAACCUCUGCAAUAUUUUAGUUUAUAUAACAUGCAUUAAAAGACAUUUUAAUAGUUUGUGCACCAUGACGUCAUGCAUCAGCGCCCGUGAUCUUGUGCUCCUUGUUCUGGUGUUCAUGGCUUGGUCACCAGGAGGCAGUAUAAUACAAUUAUUACACAAAAGAGAAAAAGCCAUGUCAUGUCUUAUCCUUACAAGGGUUUUCAGGAAAGCUGGAGCCUAACCCAGUUAGCUUCAGGCAAAAGGCGGUCUACAUCCUGAAUUUAUCACCAGUCAGUCGCAAGGUAGAUAUUCACACCAUCACUGAGCGGGAAUCGAUCCCACGCUUCCUGCACCAAAGGGAGGCGUGUGUACCACUACGCCACCAGUAACGCAAAGAUAGUCACAACUGUUAACUGGAAGAUGCAGUAAGGUUAGUUCCUCGACAAAACCACUACAAGCUUAGUUCGCCUGUAUAUGACGUUUUUGUGUGUUAGCACUACGCCAGCAUACUUUCUUACAAUCUGGUUGAAUACGGAAUAUGUAAUUGCCUUUGUUUAGUUUGACCAAAAACAAACUGGGAGCAGCAAUAAACUGUC
This is a messenger RNA of Syngnathoides biaculeatus (alligator pipefish), 2270 nucleotides long. RefSeq names its product pre-miRNA 5'-monophosphate methyltransferase. The record is from RefSeq and is a predicted model, not a curated record. Gene Ontology annotation, biological process: miRNA metabolic process; negative regulation of pre-miRNA processing. Gene Ontology annotation, cellular component: cytoplasm. Bases 390 to 1256 code for a protein of 288 amino acids. The transcript has 2 exons. Gene Ontology annotation, molecular function: O-methyltransferase activity; RNA methyltransferase activity. Lineage: Eukaryota; Metazoa; Chordata; Actinopteri; Syngnathiformes; Syngnathidae.